Symbiodinium necroappetens is the source of this 348-nucleotide messenger RNA. The record is from the annotation of a GenBank genome assembly. Lineage: Eukaryota; Dinophyceae; Suessiales; Symbiodiniaceae.
GGUGGUUAUGCUUGUCGUGGACUUGAUGACCACGCUGCUUCCCCUUGAACUGAUGACACCAACGAAAUCGAUCAAGAUGGAUGACGAGUUUCGGAUUGCUGGCUGCUCUUCGCUGGCGGGAGCUGUCUUCGGCAGCGUCUCGUAUGUGUCGCUGUCACCUACACGGCUGAAUGUGGAUGCCGGUGGUACCGGACGUGAAACCGGGCUCAUUUCCGCUGCACUUUGCGUACUUUGGAUCUGGCUCGGGCCAGCGCUCACUGCCGCAGUGCCAAAGUUCGUGGUUGGAGGCAUGCUUUGCCACCUGGCCUUUGGCUAUAUACUGGAUGGUCUGUGGGAACCGAGGGCGCU